AUGGCCAGGAGAUCGGCGGCGAAUAUCAGCGCGGAGGAGUUCUCCUUCGUCAGCCCGGUGGUGAAGUAUCUGCUCUUCUUCUUCAACAUGCUCUUCUGGGUCAUCUCUCUGGUGAUGGUGGGAAUCGGAGUGUAUGCUAGACUCUUGAAACAUGCUGAGGCUGCUAUGGCUUGUCUUGCCAUUGAUCCUGCUUUACUUCUGAUAGCAGUUGGUGUUUUGAUGUUCCUCAUUACCUUCUGUGGAUGUAUUGGAUCUCUACGGGAAAACAUCUGCCUCCUUCAAACUUUCUCAAUCUGCCUGACAAUAGUCUUCCUACUGCAGCUGUCUGCAGGCAUCGUGGGCUUUGUCUUCUCUGACAAGGCUCGGGGAAAAGUCAGUGAAGUGAUUGGCAAUGCUAUUGUACACUACAGGGAUGAUCUGGACUUGCAGAAUCUCAUAGACUUUGGCCAAAAAGAGUUUAAUUGCUGUGGGGGCAUCUCCUACAAGGACUGGUCUCAGAACAUAUACUUCAACUGUUCAUCAGAAAACCAAAGCAGAGAACGUUGCGCAGUGCCAUAUUCCUGCUGCCUGCUGGAGGAAGAUGAGACUGUCAUAAAUACUAUGUGUGGACGUGGCAUGCAAGCUUUAGACUAUUUGGAAGCCGGAGAAUACAUUCACACCAAUGGCUGCAUUGACCGACUGGUUAACUGGCUGCACAGUAAUCUUUUCUUGCUGGGCGGGGUGGCACUGGGACUGGCCAUUCCUCAGCUGGUUGGAAUUCUUCUUUCUCAGGUUUUGAUUAACCAGAUAAAAGACCAAGUAAAACUUCAGAGGUAUAACCUACAGCACCGGUCAGACCCUUGGUAUUGA
Staurois parvus is the source of this 849-nucleotide messenger RNA. Lineage: Eukaryota; Metazoa; Chordata; Amphibia; Anura; Ranidae. The record is from the annotation of a GenBank genome assembly.